Messenger RNA from Nilaparvata lugens (brown planthopper), 1413 nucleotides. It is a transcript of the gene mRpS35, whose product is annotated as 28S ribosomal protein S35, mitochondrial. Gene Ontology annotation, cellular component: mitochondrial small ribosomal subunit. Lineage: Eukaryota; Metazoa; Arthropoda; Insecta; Hemiptera; Delphacidae. Gene Ontology annotation, biological process: mitochondrial translation. Gene Ontology annotation, molecular function: structural constituent of ribosome. The record is from RefSeq and is a predicted model, not a curated record. The coding region runs from base 312 to 1352 and encodes 346 amino acids. The transcript is spliced from 6 exons.
UCAGGAAAUUGAAGCGAUACGAAUAUACGAUACAUACAUAACCUAUAUUUGUGUUCAAGCUUCGAGCCGAGGUCGCAAAUCGCAAGCUAACCUGUGUUUCUACUAUAAUAAUAACUAAUUUUAAACAUAAUUCAUCUCUUUUUUUAUCCAUUAUAUGUUUUAAGUUUGAUAUUCAUUGAUAAUGAUUGAUCCUUUCCUUGUAAAUAGCACUUCUCAAUAGAGAUGACUGAUUGAACAAUUUCAAUUGUGAAUGAACAAGUUCCGGGAGAUCAUAACUACCAAAAAUUAAAGUAUUUGUUUUACAUAUCACAAUGUUGCAUUUAAAUUCUUCUUUUGAUUCUUGCAAUAAAAUACUAGGCUUAUCUCACCAACUGAUUAAGUUGCGGUUUAUUUCUACAACGUCAAGUAGCUUUGUUAAUGGAGCAUCAACUAGCUCAAAAGAUGAGCAGACAAUCAAUGAUGAUGAUGAAUUUCGAGUGCUCGAUCUCAAACGCAUUCAUCAACAGAAGCAACCCUUUCAGCGAAGACCGAUGAAACCCAAGGCUGUUGUCCCACCUCCACGAACGACGAAAAUGUCGACUGACCAGACGUGGUCGGACGUGUGGCCGGGCCCGCGUACCUUCCACCCGGCCGUGGUGCCUCUGCCCGUACGACAGGGUCGCAACCGACACGGCGCCAGCCCCGACAAGUACGGCAACGCCGAGCUGAUGAAGAUCCCCAACUUCCUGCAUCUGACGCCGCCUGCCAUCAAGAAGCACUGCGACGCGCUCAAGAAGUUCUGCUCGCCGUGGCCGGCUGGGCUGGAGACGGACGAACAGUGUGAACGCCACUUUCCCAUUGAGGUCAUCACCACUGACUACUGCCAUUCGUCGCCCACCAUACGCGACCCUCUGGCUAGGAUCGUCACGAUGAGGUUCAAACUGGGAAGGCUGCCGUUGGACAGACAUUCGCGUGACAAAUUCCUGCGUUUGGUUCGCGAUCGCCACGACGAUGAAACUGACACCAUUACAAUAGUCACUGAUCGGUGCCCUCUCAAAACGCAGAACUACCAGUAUGCGCACUACCUUCUAACUGCUUUAUUCCACGAGUCUUGGAAUUUCGAAGAAUGGGAGAAAGAGAAAUUGGAAACAGACAUGGAAUACUACGAUUGGGAUUUGAAUCCUUCAAAACCAAAAGUUGCAAAAAUUGUGAAAGCGAUGGACCCAAGUGUAAAUGAAGAAAAUCUGCCUGAUGAAUGGAAAAGUAAAGUGGAUAAUUACAGAGAGGCCUUAACACAACUUUACAAUAAAGGCGAAAGCGCAGAAACUCUUAAGAACUACAAAGAUGCUUCACUGAAGCUACUUUUCCAGUAACCCUACUACUUCAUAGUUAUAGAUUGUGUUUGAAUGUAAUUUUCUAAAAUACAAUCAAUUU